UUGAUGUCUCGUCGUGAGCAAGUAAAAGUAUACUUGUAUCUUUCAUAAUCUUUUAUACGUAAUUGCGUAUUGUGCAUAACGUGCAUUGCUUUGUGUAAAAACGUUGCCGAAUCUGUGUAAAAUUGACUAAUCUUUUCGACAAAGUUCAAUACAACUUGACGUAUAGAUUGUCAUCAAGCUGAAUCGAGGGUUGUUUGUGAGAGUGUUUCUGCACUGUUAAUUUGUUAAGAGCAAGAGAAGAAAAGACUACAUAAUGUCACUUGCACCACUGAUCUUCUCCGACUGGUGGGACAGCCUUGAGGGUCCACACCAUAUCUUUGAUCAACACUUUGGUUUACCUUUGGAUCAGGAAGAUUUCAUUGAUCGCAUUGCCCCUUCAAGAUCUGAAGUAUUAAUUUACAAACCAAGUAAGCUGCACAACAGACUUCGACGCUACCAUCCAUUCCUCCAUGGUCUUGCUCGUAGAAGUGGCAAGGGAUCUUCGGUGGUGUCUGCCAAAGAUAACGAAUUCUGCAUUAAUCUGGAUGUCAACCAGUUCUCUCCAGAGGAGGUCAAUGUAAAGGUGGUAGACAAUCACAUUGUUGUGGAAGCCAAGCACGAGGAGAAAGAGGAUGAACAUGGCUGGAUUUCUAGGCAGUUUACUCGAAAGUAUCUUGUGCCAAACCAAUGCGAUAUUGACCAAGUGGAAUCCCGUUUGUCUUCUGACGGAGUACUCACCAUCACUGCACCAAAGAAACAAGAGCAGAAACUCGAAUCUAAUGAAAGAAUCAUUAAAAUUCAACAUACUGGUGAGCCAGCCAUUGCUCAGUCAGAAGCUUCUACUUCUGGAGAAAAUGCCCAGCCCAAGGAAGGGAACCAACCACGUCAAGUUCCUCAGCGUGGCAAGAAGUCAACAGUCAAAGCUGCUUAAAUCAUUUUAAUUUCGUAUUCAAAUUCUUCAAUCAUUUUUUCCAUCAUCAUUUUCAAGUUCCUUUCGUUUUUUCAACGAAUUUUCAUUUAAAUUUUCAAGUAAUUAUUAAGAUUGAAAAUUUAGAUACUAAUGGUUGUGAAUUAUUUAAAGAUAAACAGUAGUACUUAAGUUUUGUACAUUGAUGAUUGUAUUUAAGUACAAGUGGAUAAUUUAUAAGUAAUAAAAUAAAUCGAGUGUUUUUCUAUAAAAA
Copidosoma floridanum is the source of this 1160-nucleotide messenger RNA. RefSeq names its product protein lethal(2)essential for life. The record is from RefSeq and is a predicted model, not a curated record. Lineage: Eukaryota; Metazoa; Arthropoda; Insecta; Hymenoptera; Encyrtidae. Gene Ontology annotation, biological process: response to heat; protein refolding. Gene Ontology annotation, cellular component: cytoplasm; nucleus.